AAUGUGUACGAAUUUAACGAAAUCUGAUACAUUUCCCACAGGAUGCGAAAGGAGCUUUUCUCUUCAUCGGACAGCUACAGAUCCUGGCGUUUACUCUUAUCAAAUUCCUGAUAGGUUGGUUUUGGUUCCGUCGGCUGUAGAGAAACAAUCGUCUGGCUUAAUAAGAGACGUUUUCUAUGAAUGUAAAAAAUUAGCAUCUUACGCUCUUCCACUCUCCUUCUCCUUCAACUGUCUUGUCUUCAAAAGUAAACCUUUAAUCAAUAGACAAAAUGAAUAUGGUAUAGUUGUUGUUUUGUGCCCAUCAAGCCAUGGAGUAGAGGAUCAAAGGUGGAGGAACUAUGGCGAAGCAGAGCUUAUUGGGGCAUGCUUUGCUCCUAAAUUUAUUAAACCAGGUAAACUUCGAAUACGACUGGUAUCAAACUACAUUAAACCGGAUAUUGUGCAGGACGAAGCAGGAUUUUUUAAAGAGGAGAAUCAUUUUAGAGGUGGACAAGUGGAAAAACAAUUCGCAUGCUUGAAUAAGGGAAAUGGUGAUUUAUGCACGGGUAAAGUAGUGGUUGAGAGCGUUAGAGGGGAAACAAGCGAAACAAUCUUUGAAAUCAACUUAUACUGGAAGAAUAAAAUAACACCUGAUAUAAAUGAUACUGAUGAACAAUGGGCUCUUUUAGCGAUCAAGGAAUUAGCUUGUAUGCUUCGAAUAAAUGACGAAGAAAACUGGCGUAUUUUAGCUCAUGAAUUGCACGUUAGCGAAGCUGAAAUCUCGUACACCUUAACACCCUCCCCAGAUCCGAUUGCAAGAUUAUUUUUAUUAUACAAACGACGCGGUGGAACACCUCAGCGAUUCGUGCAAUCAUUGUAUGCUGCCAGUAGGCUUGUUAGUGUCUCAUCUUCCCUACCAACUCGAACGGUAGAAACAAAUGUUUCCGACUUGAAUAGUGACGAAGUAAAAAAGAGAAUUCGAGAAGCUCUACGUAAUAUAGAUGACAAAGAUAAGACAGAAGACGACGAGGAUGCAACCAUCAUAUUAUCUCAAGCCGAUUGGAAUAAAGAGAUGUACGCACCUCUGACCCCUCCAAUAUCACCAAUGAAACGCAAAUCUAGUGAAGAAGACAGGGUGAAUUUUAAGAAGCGUUGUGCCCAAUGA
This is a messenger RNA of Dimorphilus gyrociliatus, 1144 nucleotides long. The record is from the annotation of a GenBank genome assembly. NCBI's taxonomy places the organism in Eukaryota, Metazoa, Annelida, Polychaeta, Dinophilidae.